CCGCCCCCGAAGUUUAUUAACUAACUUCCCGGAGCCGGGAAAGGGGUGUGGGUGUGGUUAUAUCUUUUCCCUGCCUUCGCUGAGCAAGGGGUUCCCGUGCGACCACCUGGUCAUGAUGCAGGACUUGCCCGCUAUCCCCGAGGAGAUCAGUAACUUCCUUGCAGAUGUUGACACAUUCAUAUCAAAUAUCCUAAAAGGUGAAAAUUUAUCCAAAAGAGCAAAGGAAAAAAAGGAUGUCCUGGUUAAGAAGAUGAAAGACAUCAAGUCCAACUACCCACAAGAAUUUCCCGAAAUAGGAGGUGAUGACGAGGGGGAAGAGAAUGAAAGGUCUUGUCCUGCUGCCCCUGACAGUCUCUCUCUAGCAUGUGAUAAAGAGGAUGAAGGCCCUUCUGAUGGUCAUCAGUUUCCUCCAAUUGCGGCACAAGAUCUUCCAUUUGUUUCAGUAUCUGGAUAUUUGGAAAAACGUAGAAAAGAUCACAGUUUCCUUGGCUUUGAGUGGCAAAAACGUUGGUGUGCUUUGAGUAAAACAACCUUCUACUACUAUGGAAGUGACAAAGACAAACAACAGAAAGGUGGAUUCGCUAUAGAUGGCUACACCGUCAGAAUGAAUAAUACCCUUCGGAAGGACGGAAAGAAAGAUUGCUGUUUUGAAAUCGCUGCUCCUGAUAAACGCAUUUAUCAGUUUACAGCUGCUACUCCCAAAGAAGCUGCAGAUUGGGUAGAGAGGCUGAAAUUUGUGUUACAAGAUAUGGGAUCUCUAACUAUUCCAGAAGAGGAAUAUGAUGACAUUGAAGAAAAUUCCAUAGCUCCUUCUCAAUCAGGAGGAGCACCUAUUUUUGAUGACAUUUAUGAAGAGCUUCCAGAAGACGCAGCAACAGUAGCUGAAAUGCCAGGAAAGAGUGAAGAAUCAAAGAAACAAAGUCAGGAUGCUGUAAGCAGUAUUUCAGGCAAUAAAAAAACCGAUUAUGUUAAUUUCUAUCAAGGUUUAUGGGAUUGCGCUGGUGAUGUUCCUGAUGAGCUGUCAUUCAAACGUGGUGAUGUUAUCUACAUUCUCAGUAAGGAGUACAAUAGAUUUGGCUGGUGGGUAGGAGAAAUGAAAGGAACCAUUGGCUUAGUGCCUAAAGCCUACAUAAUGGAGAUGUACGAUAUUUGAGAGGCAAGACCAGUCCGAUUCUACAAGUUGGAAGCCAACUGUGAAGAGGCUACAGAGAUCUACAUGAAAUGAAAGACUGGAAAGAUACAGACAUUUUUACUUUGUUUUUUGCUAUUUGCUUUGACAUUCUUUGUUGUGGUAUACAGUUAUUUAGGGUUGUAUUUAUUACUCACUUGGUUAAUGAGCAUAACCUGAUUAUAUGCACUUGAAACUUAAUGGAAGAGAGCUGCAAUAAAUUUUUGAUGAUCAGCCUAA
This is a messenger RNA of Thamnophis elegans (Western terrestrial garter snake), 1408 nucleotides long. RefSeq names its product src kinase associated phosphoprotein 2 (gene SKAP2). Gene Ontology annotation, molecular function: protein binding. Bases 113 to 1153 code for a protein of 346 amino acids. Gene Ontology annotation, cellular component: plasma membrane; cytoplasm. The record is from RefSeq and is a predicted model, not a curated record. NCBI's taxonomy places the organism in Eukaryota, Metazoa, Chordata, Lepidosauria, Squamata, Natricidae. The transcript has 13 exons.